CUCUCGGAAGCUGCAGCCAUGAUGGAAGUUUGAGAGUUGAGCCGCUGUAAGGCGAGGCCGGGCUCAGGCGAGGGAGAUGAGAGACGGCGGCGGCCGCGGCCCAGAGCCCCUCUCAGCGCCUGUGAGCAGCCGCGGGGGCAGCGCCCUCGGCGAGCCGGCCGGCCGGCGGCGGCUACAGCGGCGGCGUUCCUCGCCUCCUCUCCGUCGCCUUUGCUAACCGUGCAGCCUCGUCCUCGGCUUCUCCUGAAAGGGAAGGUGGAAGCCGUGGGCUCGAGAGGGAGCCGGCGGCGGCGCGGCGGCGGCGGCACCUCCCGCUCCUGGAGCGGGGGGCAGAAGCGGCGGCGGCCGCGGCGGCUGCAGCUCCGGGGAGGGGGUCGGAGUCGCCUGUCACCAUUUCCAGGGCUGGGAACGCCGGAGAGUUGGUCUCUCCCCUUCUCCUGCCUCCAACACGGCGGCGGCGGCGGCGGCGGCACAUCCAGGGACCCGGGCCGGUUUUGAACGUCCCCUCCGCCGCCGCCGCCGCACCCCCCCUGGCCCGGGCUCUGGAGACCGUCGGGGUCGGCAGCCGUUCCGAGGAUUAUUCGUCUUCUCCCCGUUCCGUUGCCGCCGCCGCCAGGCCUCUGGCUCUUGAGGAGAAGCAGGCCCAGCCGCUGCAACCAUCCAGCAGCCGCCGCAGCAGCCAUUACCCGGCUGCGGUCCAGGGCCAGGCGGCAGCCGAGCGAGGGGCAUCAGCCACCGCCAAGUCCAGAGCCAUUUCCAUCCUGCAGAAGAAGCCCCGCCACCAGCAGCUUCUGCCAUCUCUGUCCUCCUUUUUCUUCAGCCACAGGCUCCCAGACAUGACAGCCAUCAUCAAAGAGAUCGUUAGCAGAAACAAAAGGAGAUACCAAGAGGAUGGAUUCGACUUAGACUUGACCUAUAUUUAUCCAAACAUUAUUGCAAUGGGGUUUCCUGCAGAAAGACUUGAAGGUGUAUACAGGAACAACAUUGAUGAUGUAGUAAGGUUUUUGGAUUCAAAGCAUAAAAACCAUUACAAGAUAUACAAUCUAUGUGCUGAGAGACAUUAUGACACCGCCAAAUUUAACUGCAGAGUUGCACAGUAUCCUUUUGAAGACCAUAACCCACCACAGCUAGAGCUUAUCAAACCCUUUUGCGAAGAUCUUGACCAAUGGCUAAGUGAAGAUGACAAUCAUGUUGCAGCAAUUCAUUGUAAAGCUGGGAAGGGACGGACUGGUGUAAUGAUUUGUGCAUAUUUGUUACAUCGGGGCAAAUUUUUAAAGGCACAAGAGGCCCUAGAUUUUUAUGGGGAAGUAAGGACCAGAGAUAAAAAGGGAGUAACUAUUCCCAGUCAGAGGCGUUAUGUGUAUUAUUAUAGCUACCUGUUAAAGAAUCAUCUGGAUUAUAGACCAGUGGCACUGUUGUUUCACAAGAUGAUGUUUGAAACUAUUCCAAUGUUCAGUGGCGGAACUUGCAAUCCUCAGUUCGUGGUCUGCCAGCUAAAGGUGAAGAUAUAUUCCUCCACUUCAGGACCCACACGUCGGGAAGACAAGUUCAUGUACUUUGAAUUUCCUCAGCCAUUACCUGUGUGUGGUGACAUUAAAGUAGAGUUCUUCCACAAACAGAACAAGAUGCUAAAAAAGGACAAAAUGUUUCACUUUUGGGUAAAUACAUUCUUCAUACCAGGACCAGAGGAAACCUCAGAAAAAGUAGAAAAUGGAAGUCUGUGUGAUCAAGAAAUUGAUAGUAUUUGCAGUAUAGAGCGUGCAGAUAAUGACAAGGAAUAUCUAGUACUUACUUUAACAAAAAAUGAUCUUGACAAAGCAAAUAAAGACAAGGCCAACCGAUACUUUUCUCCAAAUUUUAAGGUGAAGCUUUACUUCACAAAAACAGUAGAGGAGCCUUCAAAUCCAGAGGCUAGCAGUUCAACUUCUGUAACUCCAGAUGUUAGUGACAAUGAACCUGAUCAUUAUAGAUACUCUGACACCACUGACUCUGAUCCAGAGAAUGAACCUUUUGAUGAAGAUCAGCAUACACAAAUUACAAAAGUCUGAUUUUUUUUUUAUCAAGAGGGAAUAAAACACCAUAAAAAAACUUGAAUAAACUGAAAAUGGACCUUUUUUUUUUUUUGAAAUGGCAAUAGGACAUUGUGUCAGAUUAUAGGAACAAUUCUCUUUUCCUGACCAAUUUUGUUUUACCCUAUACAUCCACAGGGUUUUGACACUUGUUGUCCAGUUGAAAAAAAAAAAAAAAGAUUGUGUAGCUAUGUCAUGUAUAUACCUUUUUGUGUCAAAAGGACAUUUAAAAAUUCAAUUAGGAUAAAUAAAGAUGGCACUUUCCCAUUUUA
Elephantulus edwardii (Cape elephant shrew) is the source of this 2341-nucleotide messenger RNA. It is a transcript of the gene PTEN, whose product is annotated as phosphatase and tensin homolog. The record is from RefSeq and is a predicted model, not a curated record. The coding region runs from base 837 to 2048 and encodes 403 amino acids. Gene Ontology annotation, cellular component: cell projection; plasma membrane; cytosol. Gene Ontology annotation, molecular function: protein tyrosine phosphatase activity; phosphatidylinositol-3,4-bisphosphate 3-phosphatase activity; phosphatidylinositol-3,4,5-trisphosphate 3-phosphatase activity. Lineage: Eukaryota; Metazoa; Chordata; Mammalia; Macroscelidea; Macroscelididae. Gene Ontology annotation, biological process: regulation of phosphatidylinositol 3-kinase/protein kinase B signal transduction; phosphatidylinositol 3-kinase/protein kinase B signal transduction; protein dephosphorylation. The transcript has 9 exons.